Molecule: messenger RNA, 3464 nt
Organism: Monopterus albus (swamp eel)
Lineage: Eukaryota; Metazoa; Chordata; Actinopteri; Synbranchiformes; Synbranchidae
Gene: unc45a
Product: unc-45 myosin chaperone A
Exons: 19
Coding region: 158-2995 (945 amino acids)
Cellular component (GO): cytoplasm
Molecular function (GO): Hsp90 protein binding
Source: RefSeq, a predicted model, not a curated record
GCGGGGCCGUUACGUAAACGUCAUCAACGUUCUAUGGAUACCCGGAAGUGUCGAACGUGUUUGGCUGAAGUUAGCGGUACUUGUAUCCAUGUGGAGUAAAGUUAAGCUAUAUAUUCACCAUAUUAAGUAAUGCUAUAUUGCAUGUAGUACCUUCAAGAUGAACGUGAGUGAAGAAGAAAAGGAUCCUGCAGCCCUAAAGGAGGAGGGAAACGUCUUUUUCAAGGCAGGAGACAUGCAAGGCGCUGUCUGCUGCUACACUAGAGCGCUAAAGCUGAAUGGCAGUCAAGCAGAGAGCGCUGUUUUGUACCGCAACCGCGCUGCCUGCUACCUGAAAUUGGAGGAGUACAACAAGGCAGAGUUUGAUGCCUCCAAAGCUCUCGAUACUGAUCCGGGUGAUGUGAAAGCCAGGUUUCGGAGGGCUCAGGCUUUUCAAAAGCUUGGCCGUCUUGACCAGGCCUUUCUAGAUGCUCAGAGGUGUGCCCAACUGGAACCUAAAAACAAGGCUUUCCAGGAUCUGCUCAGACAGCUGGGAGCACAGAUCCAUCAGAAGUCAGCACAGCUAAACUCCACAGAUGCUCGUGUGCAGCAGAUGUUCUCUCUCCUCUUAGAUGCAUCUGCAAAGGAUUUGGAUCAACAGAAGGCUGCUCAGAAUCUAGUGGUGUUAUCUCGAGAAGAGGCAGGAGCUGAGCAGAUCUUCCGUAACGAUGGAGUGAAGCUGAUUCAGAAACUUCUUCAGUCAAAGCAGGAGGAGGUUGUCCUCUCUGCUCUCAGGACCCUGGUUGGUUUGUGCACAGGCCAUCAGUCUAGAACUAUGGCCAUAGUGAAUGACUUAGGAAUGGAGCAACUGUGUGCAGUAAUGGGAUCAGGAGCCUCCACUGUGUCUCUGGCUGCCUGCCACCUGCUGCAGGUGAUGUUUGAGGCUUUGACGGAGGGCAUGAAAAGAGAGAUCAAAGGGAAGGAUGAAGCUUUACUUCCUGAACCCUCCAAGGAGCUACGCUCUAUGUUACGCCACCUUUUGGAUAUGAUGCCAGCAUCUAAUGUGUCAGGGCCGGGCAGAGACAGCGCCAUCAACCUCCUGGUCAAACAAGUACCCCGGAAGUCCUUGAAAAACCUUGAUAACUCCCUGACAUUAUUGGUGAUAGACCACGGACUGAAGAAAAUCUUGGAGGUGGCUGGGACAGUUGCUGAGCUCUCAGAAGGACCACCUCUUACAGACAACUCACACAUGAGCUGUUCUGUCUUGCUUAACAAACUCUAUAAUGACCUAAAGAGCAACAAAGAGAGGGAGAACUUCAACAAACUAUGUGAAGAAUACAUUCAGCAGCACUUUAGCCGCCCUGGCCUAGAUGGCAAACUGCGAUCCAUCCAGACAGUGUCGGUGCUCCUCCAGGGACCAAGUGACGUGGGUAACAUAAUGCUGGAGAUGUCAGGGAUGAUGGAUGCAGUGAUCUCUCUAUGCGCCUCCGAAGACGUGACUCACCAGCAGGUAGCUGUGGAGGCUCUUAUCCAUGCUGCGGGCAAGGCCAAGAGAGCCUCCUUCAUCACAGCCAAUGGUGUGACACUUCUGAAGGACCUCUACAAGAAGAGCGAGAACGACAGGAUACGUGUGAGAGCCCUGGUGGGUUUGUGCAAGCUUGGAUCAGCAGGGGGGACCGAUUUCAGCAUGAAGCAAUUUGCAGAGGGAUCCACCCUGAAGCUUGCCAAGCAAUGCAGGAAGUGGCUGUGUAAUGAGUCUCUGCCCCCAACCUCCCGCCGGUGGUCUGUGGAAGGUCUCGCCUACCUCACCUUUGAUGCUGAUGUGAAGGAGGACUUAGUGGAAGAUAAGAACUCUCUCCUGGCCAUGUUUGAACUCGCAAAGUCUGAGGAUAAGACGGUGCUCUUUGCUGUGGGCUCCACAUUGGUGAACUGUACCAACAGCUACGAAGUGGAGAAGCCAGACCCUCAGCUGGUGGAACUGGCCAAGUAUGCGAAGCAGCAUGUGCCUGAGGAGCACCCUAAGGAUGCGCCUUCCUAUGUAGAGAAAAGGCUGAUGAAGCUGCUGGAAGCUGGUGUGGUGUCUGCGUUGGUGUGUAUGGUCAAACAGGAGAGUCCAGCCCUCACUGAGGCUUGCAGAGAAUGCAUCGCCAGGGUGUUCUUGGCUUUGGUGGAGCGACAGGAAGACAGAGGCACAGUCGUGGCACAGGGUGGAGGGAAGGCUCUGAUCCCACUGGCCUCUGACAACACGGAUGUUGGAAAAACCAAAGCAGCACAAGCCCUGGCAAAGAUAACUAUCACUUCUAACCCAGAGAUUGCUUUUCCAGGCGAAAGGAUCUAUGAGGUGGUGCGCCCACUUGUCAGUCUUCUUAGUCUUGAGUGCACCCUGCUACAGAACUUCGAGGCGCUCAUGGCUCUCACCAAUCUGGCCGGUAUCAGUGAUAGACUCAGACAAAAGAUCAUAAAGGAGAAGGCGCUACCAAAAAUUGAAGGCUACAUGUUUGAGGAGCAUGAUCUUGUUCGAGCAUCAGCCACAGAGUGCAUGUGUAAUUUGGUUUUAAGCACAGAGGUUCAGAAGCUGUACCUGGCAACAGGGAAUGAUCGCCUGAAGCUGCUGGUGCUCUACAGUGGAGAGGAGGAUGAGAGGCUGCGAAAAGCAGCUGCAGGAACUCUGGCCAUGCUAACAGCUGAGCAGCCUGAGAUCUGCGCUCGCAUCCCUGGAACAACGACCCACUGGCUAGAGAUCAUGCAGGCGCUGCUGCUUAGUGAAAUAUCUGACCUUCGUCACCGUGGAGUGGUCAUCAUUCAGAACAUGAUGCAGGCAGAGAAGAGCCUGGCUGAAACUCUCAUGGAAAGUGAAGCUCUGGAGAUUCUGUCUGUUCUGGCAAAGGGAGGAGAGGGCUCACCAGAUCAAGUCUCUAAGAUAGCUCAAAACUGUCUGGACAAGGCCGUGGAGUAUGGCAUCGUCAGGAGCAGGGAAGGAAAGGAAAAGUGUGUGGAUAUGUCACAUAGCAAUGUUUAAAGUGCAUUGGGUAUUAUGUGGGACCAUGGAAGUGAUUUCACAGUAGCAGGAAAUCAGUUUAGGUCUGAAUGACCUAAAAUGUUCACGUCUUAACUAAAAACUGUUAAAAGCAAUAGGGAAUUUAUUUAACAAAAGUAUUAAAUGAAAACAAGCAGUUCUUUUAUCACAUAUGAACUUGGACUGCUGCUUCACAUGACUUUUCCCUUGAGUAUAUUCAUUCAUGCACAUCCAGUAAUCAUCUAAUUUUAUUUGUUAUUCCCAAAAUAUACAUUGCCUUUUACUAUUGUUCACGCUGCUUUAUUAUUUUUUCUGAUUGUUGGCCUAUUAUGACCCAUAAAAAUGAAAACAUUACAUCCAUAUAUUUUAACUGUGUGCAGUGUUUACACUUUGCACCUCACUACAUUCCCAGUGCUUUAAUUGUACGAUUGUUCAGUGUAACUUUGAAAAACAGGCUAAAUAAAUACAUUUC